AUGUCAAAACCAGCUGAGAUUACAUCGUUGCUCGAUAAAAAUUUAGUGAGGGUCAUGUCUUUGGGUUCAUUUGGGAAAAUUGUGGUUUGUUGGUCAGUCAUUACAGUUGCGGGUGUCGCUGGGUUUGUUCUGUCGAAAAAUUCUGUAGAUAAGCGGCGUUAUAAGGACAUGCAAAUUCGUGAACGCAUGCGAAAAGCAAAUAUUGGUGAAUACGAACCCAUCGGUGAUAGACGCUUCAGUGGUUAAGCUAAAAAAAAAAACAAAAA
This is a messenger RNA of Anastrepha obliqua, 266 nucleotides long. RefSeq lists its product as uncharacterized. Bases 1 to 246 code for a protein of 81 amino acids. Lineage: Eukaryota; Metazoa; Arthropoda; Insecta; Diptera; Tephritidae. The transcript is spliced from 2 exons. The record is from RefSeq and is a predicted model, not a curated record.